Messenger RNA from Pseudomassariella vexata, 2083 nucleotides. RefSeq names its product Cupredoxin. The transcript has 7 exons. Lineage: Eukaryota; Fungi; Ascomycota; Sordariomycetes; Amphisphaeriales; Pseudomassariaceae. The record is from RefSeq and is a predicted model, not a curated record. Gene Ontology annotation, molecular function: copper ion binding; oxidoreductase activity. The coding region runs from base 199 to 2022 and encodes 607 amino acids.
AAGUAUGAAGAGUUCUAAUUUGAUGCCGCAAACGUGACUGUAACGAGCAGGAUUCUUCAUUUGACCGAAUAACGGCGUCUACGCGGCCGCCGCGGUGAGCAACAGAGACUGGGGGCGUUCAGCUGGACUUUAUAAGCAUAUGUGCCCAAGCCUAAUCUUAUUUUUCCGAGACAUCAAUUUCUUUUCAUCUCGUGCAACAUGGGAUGGUUCAAAAUUACCGUUGAGUUUGUGCUCCAAGUGACACAAUUGAACCCUUUCCCAAACUCAUGGGGCUAUGGCGAUGCACAGAAGCCAUUCCAGAUCUCUCCUACAGAGAUCCCCUUGAUUUCUGAGGUCGGCACAUGCCCAGGGAUCCAGUGUUCCGCCCCUAAACCCUUCGUCUGCUCGUACCCUGAGUUAGAAGCAAAGGGUUGGAAGUCAUGCAACACUGAGUCAUCGCGGAGUUGCUGGCUUAGAGACGAGACUGCUUCUCAACCUUUGUUCUCUCAGUAUGAUGUCCGGACAAAUUAUGAAAAGGAUAUGCCUCCUGGUAUCAUCAGAGAGUACUGGAUCGAAGUAAAUGAGAACCCUGCUCUUCAACCUGAUGGAGUACAGAAAAUUCUUGGCAACUACUUCAAUGGAACCUACCCAGGUCCCACGAUUGAGGCAUGUUGGGGAGACACCCUUGUCAUACAUGUCACCAAUCGCAUCAGUACGAAUGGAACUACCGUGCACUGGCAUGGAAUCCGCCAGCUUAACUCGAACGAUAUGGACGGCGUUAACGGCAUUACCCAAUGCCCUAUUACUCAAGAUGACACAUUUACAUACAUCUUCAAUGCCACGCAGUAUGGACACACUUGGUAUCAUAGUCACUACUCUCUUCAGUAUCCAGAUGGCGCGGCUGCACCGCUCGUCAUUCACGGUCCCACCAGUGACGACUGGGACAUCGACCUUGGGCCAAUACUGGUGACUGAUUGGGUACACGACACAUCCUACGUGGCAUACCAAGCCGAAAUGUUCGGUGCUGGGCCCGCCUCAGACAGCAUCCUGGUUAAUGGAACGGGCCACUACACCAACAAAACGACUGGUGUUACAACCGGCUCGUACCACCAGACUUGUUUCACCCCUGGCAAGAAGCAUCUCCUCAAACUCAUUAAUGGUGGUGUUGAUAUGGAUUUCAUCUUCUCCAUUGACAACCACACGAUUAAGGUCGUUGCCAAUGACUUGGUCCCUAUCGAACCAUUUGUAGUUGAUCAGCUGUUUAUUGGAAUUGGGCAACGAUAUUCUGUCAUCGUCGAAGCCAAAAAUGACACAGAUGGUGAUUUCUGGAUGCGUACUACGCCAGCAACUAAUUGUGGCAAUUUCGGCACCAACACGCCUGAUGACAGAACAGCCGUGGUUAAGUACAAUGGAGCCAGCAACACCUGUCCCACCACGCAACCAGACAACCCUAUCAAUACCACUUGCGCGGAUGUCGAACCGUCGAAGCUUAACCCCAUUGUGCCGUGGUUGGUUGACUUCCACCCUCAGAACAACGUCACUAACGACACAUUCCGCGUUUUCCACCAAAAUGAGACUGAUUUGGAGCUCGGCCCCAAUGGAGCUCCGUAUAAACACUGGGUUCUAGGUCCUCAGCCCAUGUGGCUUGACUUUAGCAACCCGACCAUUUUGAACAUUGAGGAGUCGAUUGGAAACCCCAACUAUACUGUCAUCCAAGAGGACUACGACCGAGGUUUCGUAUACCUCAUCAUUGAUGCAUCGAUCGUUCCCCAGGUUAAUCACCCUAUUCACCUCCACGGCAGCGAUUUCGUCAUCCUAGCCCAGAGCACUGAAGCCUGGAACGAGACCGCGAGCCCCCGGCUCUUCAACUACGACAACCCACCCCGUCGCGACGUGGCCAUGCUCCCCGCGGGCGGAUUUCUCGCUAUGGCGUUCAAACCGGACAAUCCGGGAUCAUGGUUAGUGCCGCAUUGCCCUCUAUGCUGUGCUCCUCGAAUGACUUGCUUUCUAACAGACCAAAUAGGCUUGUACAUUGCCACAUAGCGUGGCACGCCAGCGCUGGUAAGUUUAUCGUCAUCGCCACUUGAAUCUCUAGUUCUCGGUG